Ananas comosus (pineapple) is the source of this 1478-nucleotide messenger RNA. Its product is annotated as bZIP transcription factor 11-like. Gene Ontology annotation, biological process: positive regulation of DNA-templated transcription. The transcript has a single exon. Gene Ontology annotation, cellular component: nucleus. The record is from RefSeq and is a predicted model, not a curated record. NCBI's taxonomy places the organism in Eukaryota, Viridiplantae, Streptophyta, Magnoliopsida, Poales, Bromeliaceae. The coding region runs from base 659 to 1165 and encodes 168 amino acids. Gene Ontology annotation, molecular function: transcription cis-regulatory region binding; DNA-binding transcription factor activity.
UUUUUUUAAUUUUUUUUUAUUUCCUGCCCCUUCCCUUGGUUUCCCUCUAUAAAUCCCACCCCCUUCUCUGCCCUAAUUCCCUUUUCCUCUCUCCUCUCCCCCCUUGCUAAGGUGCUCCUUUUCCUCCUCUCUUUCUCUCUCUCCCUCUCUCUCUCCCAAGAUCAUUUGCUUGCUGUGGUUCUUGAGUUAAAAAAAAAAGAAGAAGAAAAAACAGGUUGCUGAACAAAUUAACCCCCCCUGUUCUUGUUCUUGUUCUUGUUCUUUGUUCUUGUUCUUGUACGGUGGUGUCGUGGCUGUGGUGGGGGUGUAAUUUUUCUCAAAAAAAAAAAAAGGAAAAAAGAAAAAACUUUGAUGCGGCAGCAUCUGUUGUUGUUUCUGUUGAUGUUCUUGAUUGAUGUCGCCUAUCCUAAGUGAGAUCCUCCGCUCCGGGUUUAUGAUCAACUCCGCUCUCCGCCGCCGCACCCACCUCGUCCAGUCCUUCUCCGUCGUCUUCCUCUACUGGUUCUAUGUCUUCUCAUAAUUAACCUUCCUCCCAACUCGCUACCCGCCCCAAUAUAUAUAAAUAUUUCACUAUUAUUAUUACGACGUGCCUGCAUAACAUAUAUUUAUAUAUAUAUAUAUAAGCCUUAUAAAAUAUAUCAUAUAAGAAAAAAUUAAGAUGGCGAUGGCGAGUUCCAGCGGGACGACGACUCCGACGACGUCUGCGACGUCGUCGGAGGGGUGUCAGGGGGAGGAGAUGCUGGAGCAGAAGAAGCGGCGGCGGAUGCAGUCGAACCGCGAGUCGGCGCGGCGGUCGCGGAUGCGGAAGCAGCAGCACCUCGAGGGGCAAGCGGAGAACGCGCGCGCUGUGGCGGCCCUCAACCUCGCCGCCCGGAGCCGCGCCGCCGUCGAGGCCGAGAACGCCGUGCUCCGGACCCAACUCCUGGAGCUGAGCAGCAGGCUCGGCUCCUUGAAUGAGAUACUGCUGCACUGCGUCAACAUGGCUCGUGACCAGCAGCCGCCUCUCUACGUGAACCAAAGCUACAACAGUAGUAAUAACAACAACAACAACUUCUUGAUGAGUAAUAAUAAUAAUAAUGCAUGGAACAGUAAUUAUUUGGGCUGCAUGAUGAAUCAACAACACCCAAUAAUGGCUUCGACAGAUAUGUUGGACUACUAUUACUAGAGAGAGAGAGAGAAGGAGAAGAAGCCAUGGGUAUUGAAUUGAUUGGUGCAGUGAUUGGUGCAGUUAUAUAUAUAUUAUUAUAUGUUAAGGUUGGUGCGGUCAUGCAUGUGGAAUCUUUCUUCUUAUUAUAAUAUGUUAAGGUGCAAUUAUUGAGCAGUACUGUAUAUUUGUGGUGUGUUGUUGUUGUAGUAGUGAAAUGAAAGGGAGGGUUUUUAUAUUUUUGUGGUGUAUAUUUGGUUGAUGUUGUGGUGUGCACAUGAAUUAUUAAUUAUUGGCAACGUAUGCUCUCAGAAUCAUCUGUGUUUUAUUUGUA